ACAAAAAAAAUGUCUAUGGUACAUAGCGAUUUGAGGGGGCUGGGCACUCCCAUCCUGUAUUUAUUUUACUAAUUUCAAGUUAUAAUGAUAAUUGAUAACUGUACAGUGUUUUAAUGUGGUUUAAAAAUAUCAUGUGUAAUCAUUGACUUUGGUGGCUAUUCAGUUCGCGAUACAAAAAUGUCACUAUCUAGAGCAGUACACAUCAGCCAGCAGAAGCUGGCAGAAAAAUUAAUCAUAUUGAAUGACCGAGGCAUUGGAAUGCUCACAAGGAUCUACAACAUCAAAAAGGCAUGUGGCGACGCCAAAUCCAAGCCGGCCUUCCUCUCCGACAAAGCUUUGGAGUCUUCCAUCAAACACAUUGUUAGAAGAUUCCCCAAUAUUGAUGUCAAAGGCCUUCAAGCUAUUACAAACAUAAGAAAUGAAAUUAUAAAAUCUCUAUCUUUAUACUACUACACAUUUGUUGAUCUUUUAGAUUUCAGGGACAAUGUUUGUGAACUUUUGAACAUUAUAGACACAUGCCAGGUCACUCUCGACUUGACCAUCAACUUUGAGUUGACUAAAAAUUACUUAGAUUUGGUAUCAACUUAUGUAUCUUUGAUGAUAUUACUGUCUCGUGUGGAAGAUCGCAAAGCAGUUUUGGGAUUGUUCAAUGCUGCCCAUGAAAUGGUUCAUAAUCAAAUAGAUCCCAGUUUUCCUCGACUAGGGCAACUCAUUGUGGACUAUGAUGCUCCAUUGAAGAAGCUUACAGAAGAAUUUGUCAUUCAUCAGAAACCUUUGAUGUCAGCUUUGAAUUCGCUGUGGCAUGUUUACCCUGCCAGGAACCUCACAGCUGAGCACUGGAGAUCAGAACAGAAGCUGAGUUUAGUCAGCAACCCAGCUCUGCUUCUAAAACCUUCCGAAACAAACACAAUGUCUUGUGAAUAUUUGUCAUUGGAGUCUCUUGAAAGAUGGAUAAUAUUUGGGUUUGCACUAUGCCAUUCAAUGCUGCAGAAUGAAAGAAAUGCAAAAAUGUGGGUGAGUGCAUUGGAGUCUGGGUGGGUCAUUACACUUUUCAGGGACGAAGUCAUUUAUAUACACAGUUACAUUCAGGGAUUUUUCGAUGGGAUCAAAGGAUAUGGUAAAAAAGUUUCAGAAGUAAAAGAUUGUUAUCACCAUGCUGUCCAAAAGGCUGGAUAUAAGCACAGAGAGAGAAGGAAGUUCUUGAGGACUGCUCUGAAAGAACUUGGACUUAUACUGACAGAUCAACCUGGACUGCUGGGGCCUAAAGCAUUGCUGAUUUUCAUGGGCCUCUGCUAUGCAAGAGAUGAAGUAUUUUGGCUAAUACGACAUAAUGACAACCCUCCUCAGAAAGUUAAAGGGAAAUCAGCAGAGGACUUAGUGGACCGUCAUCUUCCUGAAUUGCUGUUUCACAUGGAGGAACUGAGAGCUCUAGUACGUAAAUAUAGCCAGGUCAUGCAAAGGUAUUAUGUUCAGUUUCUGUCAGGUUACGAUGCUGUGGCUUUGAAUUUGAUGAUACAGAAUCUGCAAGUUUGCCCAGAAGACGAGAGUAUCAUAUUGUCUUCACUGUGCAAUACUGCUGCCAACUUAAGUGUAAAGCAGGUUGAAGACAAUGAGUUAUUUGAUUUCAGAGCCUUCCGCUUGGAUUGGUUCAGACUGCAAACAUAUACAUCUGGUGCCAAAAGCACCUUCAAUCUAAGUGAUCAAAGAGAGUUGGCCCAGUUUAUUGAUAAAAUGGUUUUCCACACUAAGAUGGUAGACAACCUGGAUGAAAUUAUGGUGGAAACAUCUGACUUGUCUAUUUUCUGUUUUUACAGCAAGAUAUUUGAAAACCAAUUCCACAUGUGUUUAGAAUUUCCAGCACAAAAUAGAUACAUCAUAGCUUUCCCACUAAUUUGCAGUCAUUUCCAAAACUGCACUCAUGAACUGUGUCCAGAGGAAAGACACCAUAUUAGAGAAAGGAGUCUUUCUGUAGUGAAUAUUUUCUUAGAUGAAAUGGCGAAAGAGGCUAAAAAUAUAAUCACUACAAUUUGUGAUGAACAGUGUACAAUGAGUGAUAAAUUGCUGCCCAAACAUUGUGCCCAGACAAUAGCUCAGUUGGCCAACAGGAAGAAGAAAGAUAAGAAUAAGAAGAACACUAUUGAAAUUGUAAAGCCAGGAGCUGAAAGUUACAGAAGAACCAGAGAGGAACUCACCACAAUGGACAAACUUCAUAUGGCUUUGACAGAACUUUGUUAUGCUAUAAAUUAUUGCACAACAGUUAAUGUCUGGGAAUAUACUUUUGCUCCACGGGAAUAUUUGAACCAACAUUUGGAGAACAGAUUUUCAAAAGCACUGGUUGGUAUGGUCAUGUUCAAUCAGGAUACAAGUGAAAUCGCCAAGCCAUCAGAGUUGCUGGUCAGUGUACGAGCUUACAUGAAUGUAUUACAAACUGUGGAGAACUAUGUGCACAUUGACAUGACAAGAGUAUUUAACAAUUGCUUACUCCAACAAACACAGAACUUGGACAGCCAUGGUGAAAAAACCAUUGCAUCAUUGUACACUCAGUGGUACUCUGAAAUAUUACUCAGAAGAGUGAGUGCAGGGAGCAUCUGCUUUUCCAUGAACCAAAAAGCAUUUGUGAGUCUUACUGCUGAAGUAGCCAUUCCUUUCAAUGCUGAGGAAUAUUCUGAUAUCAAUGAGCUUAGAGCUCUUGCUGAAUUGAUUGGGCCAUAUGGUAUGAAGCUUUUGAGUGAAACAUUGAUGUGGCAUAUUUCAAGCCAAGUGCAAGAAUUAAAGAAGCUUGUCGUCCAGAAUAAAGAGGUUCUGCAAGCACUUCGGACCAACUUUGAUAAGCCAGAAAUCAUGAGAGAACAAUUUAAGAGACUCCAGCAAGUAGACAAUGUGCUUCAGAGGAUGACAAUAAUCGGAGUAAUACUAAGCUUCCGUCAGAUUGCCCAGGAAUCAUUACUGGAUGUUUUGGAGAGAAGAAUACCAUUUCUGAUAAGUUCAAUCAAGGACUUCCAACAACAACUGCCUAGCGGCGACCCCAUGCGAGUGAUCUCUGAAAUGUGCUCUGCUGCUGGUUUGCCUUGCAAAGUAGAUCCGACCCUAGCAUCUGCUUUAAGACAGCAUAAGGCUGAGUUGGAAGAAGAAGAGCACCUAAUUGUGUGUUUGCUGAUGGUAUUUGUAGCAGUUUCACUGCCUCGAUUAGCGCGAAAUGAGAGUUCAUUCUACAGGCCAUCUUUAGAAGGCCACGCCAACAACAUCCAUUGCAUCGCGCCUGCUAUCAACCACAUAUUCGGUGCCUUGUUCACGAUUUGCGGUCAGGGCGAUAUUGAAGAUCGUAUGAAGGAGUUCUUGGCCUUAGCAUCAUCGUCUUUGUUACGUUUGGGUCAAGAGACCGAUAAAGAAGCAAUAAGGAAUCGAGAAUCCGUAUAUUUACUUCUUGAUCUUAUAGUUCAGGAAUCACCAUUCCUUACGAUGGAUUUACUCGAAUCCUGUUUUCCAUAUGUACUGAUACGCAACGCUUAUCAUGAAGUACAUAAACAGGAGCAAAUGCUACUACAUUCAUAAUUUACAUGUUAUUUUGAAUGACGACAAUUAUGUAAUUUGUUUAGAUACCUUAUUUUUAUCGUCUAUGUGUAGACAUAUUCCAAUAUGAUUAAGUGUAAAGCCAUUAGUGCACUUUUUUGAGAUUAACUUUUCCACCUUUUUGUUCUAAUCUUUGAUAUACCUAUUUAAUUGUUUGGAAACGUGUAAAAGACUGGAAUACUAUUUUCCGUAAUAUUAUGUUAUAAAAUUAUAUCAUUAUAUUGUUUAGGAGUAAGUAAUGUAUUUUAUAUGUAUUUUUAUUUUUUAGAUUAAGUUUAAAAUAUACUAAAUAUUUUAUUUUACCGCCUGGGCUAUUAUGAGAUAUAUAUAAAAGCACCUAUGCGAUGCGAUUCUUCAUUGUAUCUCAGACUUGAAAAAUUAAACGACUGUAUCAAUGUUUAUAUUACGAAACCCUUAAAAAGUAAAUUACCAAAAUUGUAAAGCCCAUUGUUAUUGCCUGAAAUAUGUCAUUUCUACUUGAGCUCUCCUAGUGUGUAAAACAUAGCUCAUAUGAUCUGGUCUCCUCAUGACCAUGACAUACAUUAAUAAAACAAAACAUAAAACCGCGCUUUUUUCCAACUUUCUCAAGCUCCCUCGGGUAUACUUAGUCAAAACUAAACUUUUAACCAGACUUGAAAAAUGUAAAGCAGUAUAAAGUAUGUCGUCUUAACAAAACUUGUUUAUCACCAAUCAGUAGUUUCUUUCUUGUCCUAGAUGACUCAAUCAAAACGAUCAGUUCUUAUUUAGGUAUAGUUGCGAUCGCGCAAAAUCGAUUUGUUUUUGCAUUUAUAUUCCCACCACGCCUUGAAAUUGCGCGAAUUUUUUUAAAUUUAUUUUAUUGUUGUGCAAUUUUAUUAUUGACGAUCGGAAAACAAGCCUGUAAACAUAUUGUAAUAGAAUAUAUAUGCAUAUUCUAAUAGAAUAAAUAUUCUUCGAAAUGAAAUCAUGGUGAACUCACGCUCUAGUAUUUGGGCAGUGAAGAAAAUACUUUUAUCUUUUUCAUAGUUUACUAAUAAUACUAUAUUACUCCCAAGCAAUCACUCUACAGUUUAGCGCACCAGUUCACAUCAUAAAAUGGAAAUGACGAAAUCUUGUCUAAAAAUUCUGCUAUAUAAUUUAAGAAUAGAUAUUACAGCAUAAUUAUCUCCAUUGAUUAAAAAGUAAUGAGCAAAUUUUGUACCUUUUAAAUUUAGUAAACAUGUUAAAUAAACAUUACUUUCUAAAAUGAAUAA
Plodia interpunctella (Indianmeal moth) is the source of this 4802-nucleotide messenger RNA. RefSeq names its product HEM-protein (gene Hem). Lineage: Eukaryota; Metazoa; Arthropoda; Insecta; Lepidoptera; Pyralidae. Gene Ontology annotation, cellular component: SCAR complex. The record is from RefSeq and is a predicted model, not a curated record. The coding region runs from base 178 to 3552 and encodes 1124 amino acids. The transcript is spliced from 2 exons. Gene Ontology annotation, biological process: cell migration; cell morphogenesis; cortical actin cytoskeleton organization.